Messenger RNA from Rhincodon typus (whale shark), 9227 nucleotides. RefSeq names its product lysine-specific demethylase 2B-like. The record is from RefSeq and is a predicted model, not a curated record. Gene Ontology annotation, molecular function: protein binding. NCBI's taxonomy places the organism in Eukaryota, Metazoa, Chordata, Chondrichthyes, Orectolobiformes, Rhincodontidae. Gene Ontology annotation, biological process: SCF-dependent proteasomal ubiquitin-dependent protein catabolic process. Gene Ontology annotation, cellular component: SCF ubiquitin ligase complex. The transcript is spliced from 3 exons. The coding region runs from base 1 to 585 and encodes 194 amino acids.
AUGACAGAUUUGAAAAUCCUGGCACUAGCAGGUUGCAUUUGGAGUGCAAUCUCUGCACUUUGUACAGCGAGCUGCCCCCUUCUACACAUGCUUGAUCUUCGCUGGGUGGAGGACCUCAAAGACUCACAGAUGAAAGAGUUGCUUUCACCACCUACAGAUUGCAGAGUAGGUCAGAACCACAAUCAGAGCAAACUCUGGAACCUGACAGAAUUUCACUUAGCUGGUCUGGACAUCACUGACUGCUCACUGGCACUGAUGACUCGUCACAUGCCAAUGUUGAACAAGCUGGAUCUCAGCCAGUGCAACCAUGUGACUGAUCAGUCCAUCGCCCUCCUGACGGCGCCUGGAUCGUCUAUACGGGAAACACUGACUGAAAUUGACCUUUCAGGUUGCAAUCGAAUAACGGAUCAGUGCCUAUUGCUGCUUAAAGACUGCCCAAAUCUUACUCGAAUUGACCUUCGGAAUUGCAAACUGAUUUCUCCCCAAGCCUGUCAGCAGCUUGUGGAAGGGCUGGCAGCUGUUGCCCCCUUUGAACUCUUGGAAGACAAACUAUUAAAGAGGAGAAGUUUACAGUUGACAAAAUAGCCUCCCGGACACCCAUAAGCCUUGCUGAAAUGUUCCUCUGAGUCCAGAUGGAGACAGUGCAAAUAUAAUAUUUCAAAAUUGCCUCCGCCUGCUGCUUGGGGUGUGUGUGUAUUUGUGGGCCAUGCCUUGAUAGUCUGGAGUCGUCAUGGUGAUCAUGUCGUUCCCUGCUGGCAAAGUCAGUGAUCCAGUGACUGCUGUACAGUUUUUUGGGGGGAAAUUACUGGUGUAAUUGCCUUCACUUAGAAAAUGAAGCAUGGUUUUGGAAAAAAAUUGUUUUUGUAUUGCAAAUACAGGGUUCUGACCAUUAUGCUCUAGUAGUAAACCUCUUCCCCCUGCCUCCUCGUCUCUCCUUUUCCCCUUGAAGAGAAAACAGUGAUAUGGUAGAUUUAGGGAAUAUUUAAAAAUACACGGAACAUGAAGAUAUUAUGCAUGUUUGGAAAAAAAAUACAAAGCUUAAAGAUGGGCUGCAAUUUAAUUUUGGAAAAGACAGUCACUAUUUCCUCCAAGUCUAAGUUUGAGGAGAGUCCAAAAUAAUACCAGUAUUUUCAACAAAUGUUGUUUAAUUACACUUCUGAAGAAGUGUAUGAUGUUUCCUUUGACAUUCCAUUUUGCUGCACUUCAGUUUUAACCUAUGAUGCAUAGGUUGAGAGUCAGCACGUUAUCUUAAUACUGAAAAAUAAGUUGUCAGUUUGCAAAACCUGGUUAGUGAAAUAAUUCCUGGUAAUAAUAGACUUCAUUCAUUCCUGUUAUGGAUUUUUGUCCCUGACUUCUUGUUCCUUUGAUCAAAACAUUCUAGGUCAUUUUAUUGAGGCCAAAUUGAUUGCUGUGACAUUCUAGUUCUGCUCAGAAUUGUGAAAAACGGGUGUGCUGUGAUGUCUAACAUGUUUUAUUACAAAGUUGUGUUUUGUAGGGUGUGCUUUAAUUAUUAAUGAUCUGCAAUGAUAUUGUGCAUAUUUCAUAGUGUUUAAAAAUGCACCAUGGCAGCCCUCAUGGCCUAAUUAAGUGGUGUUUUAAUCAGAGAAAUGGAAAAUGUGCAGUGAUUGCAUUUAGAAAAAAAUUAUUACUUUGAAAGGAACAAUUUCACCGUUAGUUGUUCUAUCUCAUUUAAAUAGGAUAGACAAAAUGGAAGCAUGAUAACUGUUUUAGACCAUUAGAUAAGUAAACAUGUAGGACUUUUGACUCCAAUUGUACUAACUCAUUAAUAUUCCAUCACUGCAGUUGCUGCUCAGGAACACAAUACUCUAAGUUCAAAGCUGGUUCAUUGUCAGUGCAACAACAAAAUAAGACCUUUUUAUGAAAGCAUCUGUGUUGUGCAAAGCACUUGCUUUUAAUAACUAACUUUGAUUGUAACUAACCAUGCCCACCAAACUUACCCUGUGCUAGGAAGAUUCGCACGGCUUGUUUACGUAAAACUGUAAACAUGACUGGUUCACUAACAAUGAGAAAUUUUAAAGUGCAUCUGUAGAUAGCAGAAAUUAUUUUUUUAAUCUAAGUAUUCUGCCAAAAACAGAACUGAAUAGAAACACUAUGAGCAGUUUGACGUGCCACACCUUUCAAGAAACAACUGAUACAAAUUCAGGUUUGCUUCUGCUUACUGAGAAAACACUGUUUUACUUGUUUGGCCUUGCCCUAACUUUGGAUAUGUGUUUUACUGGCAAAUAUGCCCAGUACCGUAAAUGUUAUACAAGUGAAUUAGUUUGCUACCCUCUCUGGUGAGAAGACUUUUAUAUUAACUGAAACUCUCAAAAGUCUACCUGAAUUUGUAUUUUUCAAAAACCCUUCUUGGAGUUUGAGUGUUCAGGAUGUUUGCUAUUUCUUACAUUGUCUGUUUUGUAGGUUUUUCCUCCUUUGGAGCAAAGACUCUCAGCUUGUUUUUUUAAUUUAAUAAGAGGCUCAUUUUUCAAAUUUCCACUGUGCUUAAAUGUUUUUAUGACUUUGGUCAAACAAAUACCAUGCACCCAUCUUUAAGCUUCUAUCAUUAGUCUAUGCACUGUUGGAGAGGGUGAAUAAAUGUUUGAUAAAUGGAGGACUUUCCUUACAGCCUUGCUUAUUGUCUGGCUUUGAAAAUAAUGUAAACCCUCUGCUUGUCCCCAAUUGUAUUCUGCUUACUACAAAUAUUAGCAGCAAAGGAUUUCAAGUACUGGUCACAGCAUGCUGUCUAAUGGCUAAAACAGAAUAUCUGUUCUGUAUAUCUCAUCUUUACAAAGAAAACAAAUUUAUUGUACAAGAAUGUACUAAAUUUCUGCCACACCUACACCCUUUAGAAUGUAGAUGGUACUUGAUUAAAGCAGCAGUUGUAAAAUUCUGUACAUUAUACUAAGGCACCUGCUGCUUUCUGUAAGUAAUAGGGAGAUUGUUCAAGUUGGGUUUGAAAUAGAUUAAACUUUAAGGGGUGUGUAAUUAAAUUUAUACAUAAAACCAAAACAUUGACGGCUUUGUUUGAUCCAAAGAUAAAAUCGUCAGUAAAAAAAAAAACUGAAAACCGUGUGAUAUUCUAAAGAAAUUUUAUCUUUCUUGGUCUGUUGUACAAAAAUUUUUUUUCCUCUUAAACAGUGCAGCAUUUGCCCCUGUUUAUGCAGUGCAAGCUCUCAAACACAUUGGAUAAUAGGUCAUGCUCCAUACAUGAAGAUCUGAAGGUGUAAGAUGAACAGUCAGCUGUGUAUGCUUAAUCUUUUAGUGUGACAACACCUGACAUAAAUGUUUCUUAAAGGAUCAUAGAUGAGGUGUUUCUAUUCCUCGUUUUAUAGUGGGGACUUAUUUCUUUUUUAAUUUCAGCAAAAGUAUUUUUCUGUAAGUCUAACCUUCUUAUUUCUAAUUAUCUUUUGGCUUCAGUGGUAUUGGUCUAUGCUGUGGUUUCACAGAGGGAACCUGGCCUAGUAUGGAUUAUCAUUUUCAUAUGUGCACUCUGAAUUCAAAUUGUGUGCAUAAAUAAAUUUUAUAUAAGUACACAAUGAUGCAUCUGUUUACAUACUAAUGGUGCAGGGAAAUCCACAUGUGAGACUAGUACAAAUGCAAUUAUAGCAACAGUUUCAUAGAUGUUUACAUCACAUGGUUACUUGUUCUGUGAAUUUCCUGUGGUUAAACUUUUAUAUCGAAUAGAAAAUUAAAUUUAUUUUCUAUUAUUUUAUGUUAGCAUCUUAUUAAAGAAAUAUUCUAUGAUAAUGUAGCUAACAGGAACUAAACCCACCUCUUGCGGUAGUUUGUAAAGAGUUUUAAGAAUAUUCAGUUUUUAAUGCGAAGUAAAUUCAAAUUUGGAGAUCAUAUUUCAAUUUUUUUUAAAUUGGUAACACCACUUUAAGAAAAUCUGAAGGAUUUGAGUUUUUUUGUGCAUGUGUGCUUAAAUCCUUUGUGUUCUUUUCUCCUUUUAUAUAAAAAAAAGUUUACUUUUAUGCUCUGAGCUACCAUUUUUAGCAUGUCUGUCUUCCUUCACGUGCAGGGCUCCUGGGAAAAUGUUUACUCUAAGUUUGGAAUGUCCUUUUAGUAUGAAGACAGGAUUCAAAAGGUCACUUAAAUAAAAAGUGCACACACUGAAUUUAACUUUUUAAAAAACUGCCAUCUAUAUUUUUUUCCCCUGAAACUACACCACUAUGAAUUUCACUAGGAAGAUGAAACAUGACAUUGGACUUCAUGUUGGCAUCAGUAUUGGAGGAAUCAACUGUGCGAGUGUCUUUGUUAAAGCAGAAAGUUAAUUUUUUUUAGCUGGAAAAGCGUUUGUUCUCUUGACUAAUGGAUAAGCACACAGGAUCAUUGCUUUAAUUCAGUAGUUUCAGUUAUGAAAACAUUCAGUUGUUUGCCCUUAAUGAUGUGGAUUGGUUUGCCAAUUCAAAGCGGAGCUCCAAAACACAUACGUAGAAAUGGCAGCAGUUAAAUUCAUUUCCCCUUUUACACAUUUUCAUAAUAUUGUCCUGUCUGUUGUUUUAUUGCUAGUUUUUAAUAGUUUUAAUUAAUGGCAACAGGGCAAUAUCAUCCACAUGUCUGUUAAUAUCAUUCGUUCUCCUGUCGAGGUGCAACAUCUUUGAAUAUUUCAAUCAAAAGCAAGGAAAAUUACAGUUUCCAAAGGAAAAUGCUGCCAUCCAAAAAGAUUUCAAUCCAUAAAAAGUUGGAUUCUUUUUUAAGCCUACCUUUUUUUUAAGAAAAAAACUGCUUUGUGAAUUUCGUGAAUAUAAACUUUUAAAAAGGAAUGGCAUGUAGAAAACUGAGAAUUAGCCAGUAACAAUGUAAACAUGAGGUGACUAAAAUAAUUGUUCACAUAUACACUGCUUUUAUCUAUUGAAUGCUGUCUUGGACAUUGCACAUUGACCUAAUGUAUGCAGUUCAAUGUGAUCUGAUUUUCUGUCACUGAACAAAUAAUUAUUUGCCAACAGUUAUUUGGCAAGUGUUACUGUGCUAUUAGUGAAAGGUCCUACUAGUAAACUGGGAAGCUAGUUUAAAUGAACUGCCAACACUGAAACCACUGCACCUUUUAAUACUCACAGCAUAACAUGUGUGGUUGGUGGCUGUCAGGCUGUAUGAAUGUGGUAAAUAUAUUGUAUCAAGAAAAACUAAAUGAAAGCUUUUAAUUUCAUUUUCCAUUUAUAGAUAUUAAGCCACAAUUGGGAUUGCAUUCUCAGGGGCCUGAUGUUUUUAAAACACAUGGAGAGGUUUUAUGUGUUUUUUUAAAAAUCUGUCCUUGUUCAUUUUGCUUUUUUAAAAAAAUUCAGCCAUCUGACCUUCUGUUGUUAAUGUGCUUUUGAAUAUACAGUGUUGUCUAAUGAAAGCUCCUAUUUCACUUCCAUAAACCUUCCCUGGAUAUCAGCAAAAUGAAGAAAAAUCGACAGGCUAAGUGUCAUUCAAAGGACUAGGACUCUGGAGCAUUGAUAGGAAAGUAGGCCUUCUAUAUAUCACAACAGCAUAAUACUCUUGUCUUAAUUAAUGCAGCAGUAUUGCUCUUCUCCACAUCCCUCUCUCAGCAUUUGUAUUUGUCAUCUUCUAAUUUUAUACUAGCACUCCACUGUGAAUUAACCUACCUUUAUCAAUUCCACUCAGCAUUUUUAGAAAUUUUACAUAUAUUGCCCAUGUAUUCUACUGACUCAUUGCAGAGGAAAUCACUCUUGGAUAGGCUGCAGGGCAUUCUUCUACUGGAACGAAGAAAAAUGGCUAUGAUGACAAAAUAGCAAGGCUGCCACAGGACCCUCUCAUAUUUAAUACCUAAUUGAACACUGGUUUCUUUCAUUGGUUGUAAGUUUGUUCCUUUUUCCAAAACAAUCCUAAGUGGCAAAAAAGCAAACUGGAUCACUCUCUGAAUAUUCAGUCUUUGUUUUGUCAUUGAUUGGAAAGAAUGAAUGGGAUUAUUUGACUAUGCUAGGGGUCAGUAGUGUAGUAAAUGAUACAAAUGUUGAUAAUGGCAAUGAAGAUUAAUCAGGUAGGCCUCUUUACUUCUGUUUUCACACUUCUCUUGCCUCAUUGACCUUGCCCAUUCAGUAGAAUAUAUUUCAUCUUGGUACAUUGGGAACUAACAGUUUCUGGUUUGAAAGCUUCACAGCAGUAUUUUUUUUCUUAAUUUGCAGGGUUAUUCAUUCAGGUGUCGAUUUUUGUUUUAGGAAUUUCUACCAGGGAACAUAAUUGUGUGUAAAAUUGUUCCUAAGAAGCUAGAUUUCGUUCUGAAUUCUGCCAUCAAUGCUAUCAUUUCACUGAGUAAAGUUGUUUUUGUAGUGAAAUUCAAUGGUUAUUAUUUAAAAACAUAUAUUGUACUUUUGUUUUUGCCAUCUAUACCCUAAUGCACUGCAUUACUUGCCCAUCUCUUCAAUAACAUUUUAAAUCCCCCUCUGUUUCUAUUUCUUUUCCAAGCAUGACUUUCUUUUUUUCAUUUGGCAUUGACAGAUGUUUGUGUCUUACCAUCCCAAUAAAGCAGCUGCCUGUAAUAUUUAAUGAAGGAUAUGGCGAGAAGGUGAAGGUAUGGGUGAGUUGCUGUUGCUGAUUGCAAAUGUCUUGGUAUUGAGCUGAAUGGCCUCUUUUUCUAUACUGGAAUCAUAUUUGAUUCUAUGAAAAGGAGCUAUUAAUGCCACAUGGAGAAAAUUAAAAGCCCAACCAAAACUCGCCUUAGUGAAGUUCAGCAAUCGAUAAACCCUCACCCUUUGUACUUCACUUUCUCUGCCAUUGCAAAUCUUAUGACUGACAUUUAGUUGAAGUGCGUUUUCCAUGUGUAAAGUAUAUUCGAACAAAUGCUGUAUAAAUGCAAAUUGCUGUUCAGUUUGUUUUGAGAAACCCUCCAGAUAACUGAUAAUUUGGUAAACCAAAGCGUGAUGCUGUUGAUUUAUGCUUGCUCAUUUAGAAUAGUGCUUCCUGUCUCAUUAUCCUAUUUAUGAGGGGAUAUUUCUUUUAAAUUCAAGUCUAACUGGCUAUUAAAUAACAUUCCAUAAAACUGAAGUCUGUGCACAUAACCGCAGCUUGUGAAUAAUACAAACCUACAGCUGACUUGAUAACAUUAGUGGAAAAGUGCAUGGAGUCUACAUGAAAUCACUGCCUAUUUAUCAGAGUUAACCAUUUAAUAGAUGCAGGUUAACAGAGGCAAUAAAAUGAGCUGAGGGCUGCCAUCAACUGCAGUAAGCUGUAGGAUGCUGUUUAAAUUUAGCAAUUUAGAUCUGCUAAUGUGGUGCUUAUUGUAGUAAUAUGAAUGUCCAAGAAAAAUGUUUUUUCUAAUUGGUUUGUGAACGCUUACUUUAUUCUUAGAGUAAUAGAAAUCAUUCCUAUUCCCAAAAUACACAAGUUCUGUAACAGUUCUGAUCUGCGACCAAUAUCUGUGCAUCUAGUAAGUCUGGUAUUACACCAUGGGUUGAAAGUGCACCUUGUCUGUUGGGAGUCAGCUUGGCAUGUGUGCUGUAUUCAGAGGGUCAAACCCUGGGGCAGCAUUUGGUACUUUCUUACCAGUUGAAGGCUUGGGUUCCAUUGGAAUAUUCCCAAACUCGGUUCUCUUAAACUUGACUUAAUACGAGACCUGAGCUAUGCUUUACCUAGGGUGCCGCCCUAACACUGAAUCUCUCAACAUGUGGAAAUAUCUGACACUUAAUGUGCACCUAAAACUUCUGCAUUAAAACCAGUAAUUGUGUUUAUAAUAAAGUGUAUUUAGUUCAUGCUCACAACCUCAAAAUCUCUCCAAUUGUGUCUGGAUGGCCAGAAAAAUUAAAGAUGCCUUUAUUUGGUGGCUGCAGCUUUUAUUGCAUUUUCAAAGUAGCUUCACUGCAUUUAUUUAAAAUUUGCUGGGGAGUUUAAAUUCUUGUUUUUGGGAUAUCAUUUCAAAUUUUUGUCUUAACAAAUGUUAUUGUCUAUAAAUGUAGAAAUGUUCACAGCAGUUUGAAGGUCAUGGCUUACAGAACAAAACAAAUGAUGACUGGGAGAAACUCAAGAACUCAACUGUUUUUUUGGAACUUUUAUAGCAGUUUGCUAGGUAUUGUGGGAAUGGCCUCAUCGUGUGGAGUUUUUGUAAAAAUAAAUUCCAAAUCUUCAAGACUGUAACUGUCUUGGAGAUGAAAUAAUUAGCCACGUACCUGCGGUAAACACUAAAAGCCCAUUGUUGUACUUUGAGUGCUGUUUUUCCUUUUUUAUCAACAUCCUCUGUUUUUAAAGUAUGCAGAAUUUCAUGAAAGGACAAUCAAAAGUAUAUAUUUUUUAAGAGAAACAAUACUAGGAGUGGUCCCAGAGGUUUGAGCUCAACUCAUGUUACAGCAUGAAAGAUUGCUGUGUCACAUGGUGCAGUUUCUGAUUUUAACCUGUCCCCUUCCAUUGAGUUGUCUUGCCAGUUAAGAUUCAUGCCUCUGGCACAGUAUAUUAUGACACAUUUGAAGCAGUUCUUGCUUUUGUUGCUUGUUUAUACACAAGUUGAUCUCCCUUCUGUAUGUUUCAAGCCUGUGGGUUGUGAUGAAAUUCUAUUUUAAAUGUAGUCCAAAUAUUCAGUGUCUGAUUCAGUUCAAAUAUUAUCAACUAGGUUUAAUUAACUCAUCAACCAUGUUGUACCAGCAUGUGAAAUCUGACAACAGAUGAGGGUUUGAGUGAACUUUGCAACUCCGUCAAUCUUGUAAUCUCCUCCUACACAGGGGGAGAUAGUAGGCCGCCUUGUUUAUAUCUGUUUCAUCUAUGUUCAUGCUUAAUGUUGUUACACCACACUUUGGUUUCAGCUGCAUUGUUUGAACUGGCUUUAAUGGUCAGCAUACUGGAGGGUGUGUCAAUUUAAAUGUGGACUAAUAUUGACCAAGUAUAUUCAGGGUCCUCUGCAGUGAAAAUAAAAGCGGAAGACUGCCGAAGGGACCCUCCAUCUCCCGAGGCUUGCAUUUUACUGUUGCUUAUAUAUAUGUGUCAUAUACAUAUUUAUUGACCAAAAUACUUAGUGAGGGCCACACAAGUUCAUGUGGAUUGCCCAAUGAUUCAGGUUGUGACUUUUUGUUCCCAGUGUUCUCCUAGUUAAUAGAAAAUAAAUGCAGAAUUUUGUAAAGCUUUGAGUAAUUUCUCCCUUGAUGUUUUGUAGGCAUUAUACCACUUGUACAUAACAACAUUCUGCUGGUUGGUUCUUGUACCUCUGAUCCUUAUCUUGAAUUUGUAGCUGCACAAAAACAUGCUAUACUUCAGAAAUCUCAACUAUACUUGAAUAAAGUUUUACUUUAAAUUUUAAA